Lolium rigidum is the source of this 2076-nucleotide messenger RNA. Its product is annotated as CBL-interacting protein kinase 28-like. The coding region runs from base 429 to 1778 and encodes 449 amino acids. Gene Ontology annotation, biological process: protein phosphorylation; signal transduction. The transcript has 2 exons. Gene Ontology annotation, molecular function: ATP binding; protein kinase activity. The record is from RefSeq and is a predicted model, not a curated record. NCBI's taxonomy places the organism in Eukaryota, Viridiplantae, Streptophyta, Magnoliopsida, Poales, Poaceae.
CAGGAAUCGCCCAUGUCCUCCGCCUGCGUCGCGGUCUAAUCCUGUCGGAUCGAUCCGUUUGGGGAGGUCCUGGGGAUUCAGUUCUUCACGUCUCUUCCGACCAGAUAGAUUUUGUCAGGCCGGUGCUCGAAGUGAUUCAUACGUGCUUGUAUUGCAAGAGGCAAUUAUCUAGUGCAAAACAAAUAUACAGCUGGCUCAUCAAGGUUCAUUUCUUCAGUUUUCAUGAGAGGGCUGCAUACUGGUCCCAUUCCACUCCACUCCUCUCUGUUCCUAUUUUAGAAGGACGACAGAGAUGGGGACUAUGUCUUUCUUGGCAAUGGUCUCAGUGAUGGCUGCUAAUUUUCCUCUCCGUUUCAGUAACUCAGUAACAGUCUGUAGUUAGACCAUCAUAAAAAUUCAGGGUUUGUGCAAAAGGGAGCUAGACCAUCAUGGAAGAGAGGAGUAUUUUGAUGGAACGUUAUGAGAUCGGAAGACAGUUAGGACAAGGCACCUUUGCAAAGGUAUACUAUGCUCGUAAUCUAACCAAUGGUCAGUCCGUCGCCAUAAAAAUGAUCGACAAGGAGAAGGUCUUGAGGAUUGGUCUCAUGGAUCAGAUAAAGAGGGAGAUCUCGAUAAUGAGAAUUGUAAGGCAUCCGAACGUUCUGCAGCUUUUUGAGGUAAUGGCUACCAGGAGCAAGAUUUACUUUGCUUUGGAGUAUGCUAAAGGUGGUGAGCUUUUCAACAAAUUAGCCAAAGGGAAGCUUAGCGAGGACAGCGCAAGAAAAUAUUUCCAUCAGUUGAUCUCUGCUGUAGAUUAUUGUCACAGUAGAGGUGUUUAUCAUCGUGACUUGAAGCCUGAAAACCUACUAAUGGAUGAGAAUGAAACCCUUAGGGUCUCUGAUUUUGGUUUAAGUGCGCUAACCGAGUCAAAGUGGCAAGAUGGUCUGCUCCACACCGCAUGUGGAACUCCUGCUUAUGUUGCUCCUGAAGUGCUCAGCAGGAAAGGGUACAGUGGUGCAAAGGCAGAUGUAUGGUCCUGUGGGGUGAUUCUGUUUGUUCUUGCAGCCAGUUAUCUUCCUUUCCACGAAAGAAAUCUUAUUGAGUUGUAUAGAAAGAUUGCAAAAGCUGAGUACAAAUGCCCUCGUUUUUUCUCUGCUGAGCUAAAGGAACUCCUUCAGGGAAUCCUUGAUCCUGAUCCUAAUACUAGAAUGUCCAUCGCAAGAGUAAAGAGAAGUGCUUGGUACAAGAAGCCGAAUGAGAUAACAGCACAUAAGAUUCAAUCGCUAGAUAGGUUUUGCAACAGUUCCGAUGGACCAUUGAACCUGACAAACAUGAACGCAUUUGACAUCAUUUCCCUCUCUAGCGGAUUUGACCUGUCUGGUUUGUUUGACGAAAGAUAUAGCCAAAGGGAGGCUCGGUUUACUUCCAAGCAGCCACCAGCAACCGUGCUUGUGAGGCUUAAAGAACUGGCCAAACGCAUGAAACUUAAAGUUACAAAGAAAGAGGAUGGAUUUCUGAAAUUGACCACAGGGAAGGAAGGAAAGAAGGGUGUUCUUGUGUUUGAUGCAGAAAUCUUUGAGGUUGCGCCGUCGUUUCUCCUAGUCGAGUUGACAAAAACCAAUGGUGACACCUUGGAGUACCAAAAACUGUUGAAAGAGGACAUUAGGCCAUCGCUUAAGGAUAUUGUUUGGGCAUGGCAUGGUGAUGUUCGCCAGCAGACACAGCUACCUCAGGAUGCAGAGCAGCAGCCGCAACCGUCAUCGCUGCCACCACUCCCACCACGACGGUUAGAAGAUUAGCUGCAAAUGCUUUCCCCACCACUGCCAUAAUAACCCAACAGAAAUCGCUAUUGAAUGCAAAGUAUGGAAGGCAGUGUAGGCUCCAUCAUGAUACCUGGAACCAAAUUUGCUUGUAGUUCCUUUUAAGACCAGGAAAACUAUUUGUAGUUCUCAUUUUUGGAAAAGGAAGUUUAGAGUGAUUCCCAUUUUUGUAAAAUUGUGAAGCUUGAGUACAGAGAUGGUGCCUUUUUAUAUUGUCAUCUCUGCUGAACGAAGAAUGCUUUGAUUUCAGUGUAAUGAUCAACCCACUUAAUUUCUG